AGCUAAGUCUAUGGGACCGAUUUGUAUUGAUGGCAUAUGGUGGAUCAUUUCCACCUCAGAGUUUUAAAGUGAAUCCUGAUCUUGCUGGCUUAAAACAACUAUGAAAUCUUUGUUGAGAAUGAGGACCUCCGUUGGAUUCUCAUUGAUACUGACCUAACCAUGGCGAACAUCCAAAUUGGGAUGAUGUUUUUGCAUCAAUUGCUAGUUUCCUCGGGUAAAGACAAACAAUACGAAUUUCUUUGCCCACAUUACACUAAUGAUAAAGAGACCACCAAAGAGGCAAAGGAGGCAUAUAUGAACUAGAGGCUCAGUGAAGGCGAAAAGGAGUGUUAUUUUUCCAUAUUUCUCAAUCUGUAAGUAAAUAUAUUUGAAUUUAUUCAUAAUGGUAUCGAAUAUUUGCUUAAAUGACUUUUUUUUUUGCAGUACACACUGGCAAUUGAUAGUGUUUUUCGAUGAAGAGCAAUUCUAUAAUCUUUUUAUGCUCUUUGCAUCGUAAACUCAAUCCAGCAAUGAAAAAAUCUUGCGAGCAGGCUAUGAGGAUUGGCCAGCAAGUCCGGUUGGGCAAGGCCCCACGUGAUGUCAAGGAUCCUACAUGGAUAACACCAAAGAGCCAUCGGCAACCCCCUAUUAAUUUAUACGGCUUUUAUGUAUUGAGACAUGCAUACAAUAUCAUCACCGCUGGCUUGACUGAGUUCACUGAGGAGAUGUUCAAUGAUCCAUCUCCAUUUUCGGAUUCAGAGAUCUAUCAAAUAAGGCAACAUUGGGGACUCUUCAUGUUUGAUUUUCAUAAUAAUCAUCCUUUGGAAGAGUGAACUAUGUAGUUGUAAAUAUUAGUAAAUAUAGUUGUGUGUAGGAUUACUUAGUUGACAAUUUAUGUUUUAUGUGUUUGGAAUUGUACACAAUUUUAAAUUCAUUUGAUUUGAACAAUAUAUG
Prosopis cineraria is the source of this 933-nucleotide messenger RNA. RefSeq lists its product as uncharacterized. The transcript is spliced from 5 exons. NCBI's taxonomy places the organism in Eukaryota, Viridiplantae, Streptophyta, Magnoliopsida, Fabales, Fabaceae. The record is from RefSeq and is a predicted model, not a curated record. The coding region runs from base 453 to 812 and encodes 119 amino acids.